Messenger RNA from Cynara cardunculus var. scolymus (artichoke), 1919 nucleotides. Its product is annotated as lycopene epsilon cyclase, chloroplastic. The coding region runs from base 119 to 1723 and encodes 534 amino acids. The transcript is spliced from 11 exons. Gene Ontology annotation, biological process: carotenoid biosynthetic process. The record is from RefSeq and is a predicted model, not a curated record. Lineage: Eukaryota; Viridiplantae; Streptophyta; Magnoliopsida; Asterales; Asteraceae. Gene Ontology annotation, molecular function: oxidoreductase activity, acting on paired donors, with incorporation or reduction of molecular oxygen.
UUCCAGAUUCUCCUUCCAUUUUUCCUAAUUAUUGUUCUUCAACAACACAAACAAUUCAGUAAUGACGUGAAACUUCAUCAAAUCAUCCCAUUCUUUCCGAUUUUGAAUUUGAUUAUCAAUGGAGUGCUUUGGAGCUCGGAACAUGACGGCGACAAUGGCGGUUUUUUCGUGCCCUAGAUUCAUCAACUAUAAUAUCACGCACGGAUUUUCAUUACUACAACAUCGAAGAUUUACUAGUUUAUCAUUAUCGUCGUCGUUGCGGCAAAUUAAGUGCAGCGCUAAAACAGACGGUUGUGUAGUGGUUAAAGAAGGGAUUUCCGAAGAAGAUGAAGAAGAUUAUGUGAAGGCCGGUGGAUCGGAGCUACUUUUUGUCCAAAUGCAACAGAAUAAGGCUAUGGAUAGCCAGUCUAGUCUUUCCGACAAGCUGCCACAGAUACCGAUUGGAGAUUGCAUAUUGGAUUUGGUUGUAAUUGGUUGUGGUCCUGCUGGCCUUGCUCUUGCUGCAGAAUCAGCCAAGCUAGGCUUGAAUGUUGGACUUAUUGGGCCUGAUCUUCCUUUUACAAAUAAUUAUGGUGUUUGGGAGGAUGAAUUCAUAGGACUUGGACUUGAGGGAUGUAUUGAACAUGUUUGGCGGGAUACUCUUGUAUAUCUUGAUGACAACGAUCCCAUCCUCAUAGGUCGUGCCUAUGGACGAGUUAAUCGUGAUUUACUUCAUGAGGAGUUGUUGAAAAGGUGUGUGGAGUCAGGUGUUUCAUAUCUGAGCUCGAAAGUGGAAAGGAUAACUGAAGCUCCAAAUGGCCACAGUCUCAUCGAGUGUGAAGGCAAUGUCACCAUUCCAUGCAGGCUAGCUACGGUUGCAUCUGGAGCGGCUUCAGGAAAACUUUUGCAGUAUGAACUUGGGGGACCCCGUGUUUGUGUUCAAACAGCUUAUGGUGUAGAGGUUGAGGUUGAAAACAAUCCCUAUGAUCCAAGCCUAAUGGUUUUCAUGGAUUAUAGAGACUACACCAAGAAUACAGCACAAUCUUUAGAAGCAGAAUAUCCAACAUUCCUUUAUGCCAUGCCCAUGUCUCCAACUAAAAUAUUCUUUGAGGAAACUUGUCUGGCUUCAAGAGAUGCCAUGCCUUUCAAUCUAUUGAAGACAAAGCUCAUGUCUAGAUUAAAGACAUUGGGGAUCCGAAUAAUCAAAACUUAUGAAGAGGAAUGGUCGUAUAUUCCAGUAGGUGGAUCCUUGCCGAAUACUGAACAAAAGAACCUUGCAUUUGGUGCUGCUGCUAGCAUGGUGCAUCCAGCCACAGGGUAUUCAGUCGUUAGAUCGCUCUCAGAAGCUCCUAACUAUGCAGCAGUAAUUGCAAAGAUUUUAAGGCAAGGCCAUUCAAAAGAGAUGCUUGCUCGGGGAAGAUACACAACGAACAUCUCAAAGCAAGCUUGGGAAACUCUUUGGCCACUGGAAAGGAAAAGACAGAGAGCAUUCUUUCUCUUUGGCUUAGCACUCAUCGUGCAACUGGAUAUUGAGGGCACACGUACAUUCUUCCGUACUUUCUUCCGCUUGCCCACGUGGAUGUGGUGGGGGUUUCUAGGAUCUUCUCUAUCCUCGACGGACCUAGUACUGUUUGCGUUUUACAUGUUUAUCAUAGCACCUCAAAGCCUAAGAAUGGGGCUCGUUAGACAUCUACUUUCUGAUCCUACCGGAGCAACCAUGGUAAGAGCAUAUCUCACCAUUUAGAUAUGGUGAUUCGAUUCGUUAUUAUAAGAGCCAGAUCCUGCACAUAUAAAUUGAAUACCUUAUUUGUGUUUCAUGCUUAAGGAUACAUCAACAAACACAAUGAUCAAAUUAUGAAGCAUUUUCUUGUAUCAUUAGCAUGUCUGCUCCUCCCAGUUGGGAUUGCGGACAAUGGGCAAAAUGGUCUUCAUUAUUUAGC